Messenger RNA from Lodderomyces oxycetoniae, 1743 nucleotides. RefSeq lists its product as uncharacterized. Gene Ontology annotation, molecular function: transmembrane transporter activity. Gene Ontology annotation, biological process: transmembrane transport. Bases 1 to 1743 code for a protein of 580 amino acids. The transcript has a single exon. Lineage: Eukaryota; Fungi; Ascomycota; Pichiomycetes; Serinales; Debaryomycetaceae. Gene Ontology annotation, cellular component: fungal-type vacuole; plasma membrane. The record is from RefSeq and is a predicted model, not a curated record.
AUGAACACUGUUUCUGCCGAAUAUUACGGUGACAAUUUUAUUCCCGGUACUACAAAUAUCCUAACAGGAAAACGUCCUCAUGAUGCAGACUCCGUUAUCUCAAACAAGCGUGACAGACACGGUCUUGUUCUUAUCCCACAACCAACGGAGUCUCCCAAUGACCCAUUAAACUGGUCAAAACCAAGGAAAUUAUGGCACUUGUCAUUACUAUCAUUCAUCACUGCUCUCACAGCAGCAACUUCAAACGAUGCUGGAGCAACUCAAGAUUCCUUAAACGAACAUUAUGGCAUAUCCUAUGACGCAAUGAACACGGGGGCAGGGGUGCUUUUUAUAUUUAUUGGUUGGUCAUGUAUGUUUUUUGCACCAGCUUCGUCCUUGUAUGGCAGACGCAUCACAUAUCUUAUUUGUCUAAUAUGUGGUACUUUGGGUUGUGUAUGGUUUGCUCUUAGUAAACGAACAUCAGAUACCAUUUGGUCGCAAAUGUUUGUUGGUAUUCUGGAGUCAUGUGCCGAAGCUCAAGUGCAACAAAGCUUGAGUGAUGUAUUUUUUCAAAAUGAUUUGGGCAGUGUUUUAACCAUAUACAUUUUGGCCACUUCAGUAGGUACGUUUUUGGGACCCUUAAUUGCCGAAAUCAUUUCUAUGAACAUGAGUUUUAGAUGGGUUGGAUGGUGGGGUGCCAUUAUUUGCGGUGUCUCCGUUAUUGUCAUUUUCUUUGGAUGCGAGGAAACUGUAUUUGAUAGACAAUCGUAUAACAAGGUAGACAGCUCCACUGUUGUUGUUGUUAAGAAGAUUAUGCAAGAUUCAGAAAAGAAUUUACAUGGUGAGAUGGGGAGUGGGAGUGAAACUGAAAUCGAGGGUGAAGAUUCUUUAUCAACAAAGCAAAACAAUAUUCUUGGUACGCAUAGUCACGAAUCUGUUAAAGAGAUAACCAAGGCUGCUGAUGAUGAGUCUCGUAAAGAAGUACCGAAAUCAUACCAUAAACGCAUUGCUUUGAUCACACCUGCUCCGUACUUGAAGGGUCUCGGUAUCAAGCAAUACCUUGAGAGGUUUCUCAUCUACUUUAAAGUAUUUACAUUGCCAGCCGUUUGGUUGUCGGGAAUAUUAUGGGGGUUACAAGAUGCUUAUAUGACUUUCUUUUUAACCACUCAGGACACUUUUUUUUACGACCCACCGUGGAAUAAGAGUAAUACUGGGGUUGCCGUGAUGAAUGUUGCCACAUUGAUUGGUGCUGUAAUCGGGUGUAUUAUGUCAGGAGUAUUUUCAGAUAAACAUGUUGUUUGGAUAGCCAAGAGACACAAUGGUGUGAUGGAACCUGAAUAUAGACUCUACUUGCUUUUCAUUACCUUGAUUGUAUCACCAGCUGGAUUGAUUAUGUUUGGGGUUGGAGCAGAAAAGGAAUGGCCCUGGCAAUGCAUUUAUGUGGGUUUGGGUUUUAUUGGGUUUGGUUGGGGUUCAAUUGGUGAUACUGCGAUGUCCUAUUUGAUGGAUGCUUACCCUGACAUUGUUAUACAGGGUAUGGUUGGGGUUUCAAUUAUCAAUAAUACAUUAGCUUGUAUUUUCACCUUUGUAUGUUCCUAUUGGUUAGAUAACUCAGGCACAGCAAACACGUACAUUGCAUUGGCAGUUAUCGAUUUUGUCACUAUUGCAUGUAUCAUCCCAUUCUUGUAUUUUGGAAAGACAUUUAGAAAAAGAACAAGACGAAUAUAUGUAAACAUGGUUGAAUUGACUCAAGAUAUGGGUUGA